UUGAAUAUUUGACAUUGCAAGCAUUUAUUCUGAAUGUUGUUCAAUGUGAAGGCUUGACUUUCAUCUUUAAAUGCUGUCUCUGUUUGCUCUUAUUGAAACGUAUUUUUAAAAUCUGAGGGAGAAAAAGACCUUGCCAAAUUUUUCUGCAGUUUCUAUUGAUGGAUCUCAGUGAGUUAUAAAUUCAGACAAAAUAUUCUAUUAUUCUACUUCUAUCCAACAGUAUGUUAAGUUUUUUUUUCAUAGCAAACGUUUUUACUGAGCUGCUGAAGACUAAUAAUACAGGUAACAAACAAAAAAUAAUAGCAUCACAGCUAUUUUAAUCCUAACAUAACUUGUUCCUGGGCAAAAGGCUUCACAGUAUAUAACAGUGUGCAUUUCUUCUGGUGCCCUUUGUUAUUUAAUAGUAGUAUUGCACCAUAUAUACUGUAACUAUAACUUGCCUUCUCCCUCUCCAAACACCUUUUACUAAAGAAAAAAUUCCACGUGUAUUUAGACCUCUGUAUUUAUGUCAAUUUACAUCAAUAAUUUAGAACUGAGUACUGAAACAUGCAAACGAAUUUUGCUAGGCAUUGAGAAGAACCUUAAUUAAAACAUUAUGGGCCACACUUGCGAAUUUAUACAUCCUGGGCACCUGCAGCGAGCAUCCCCAGGAGCAGGGCAUACAGGGACAGAGGCCCCACGCGGGCCCCGUUUCUGGCUGGACAAUGUCUUCAACCAGCAGAAACCAGGUAUCUGCUGGAGCGGGUUGGCCAGAGGGUGGCAUUGACAGAAAAAAAUGGGAGAAAUGCUGGUGGCCUCCGAGUUGAAUUCGUGUUAGCCUGCCAUUGCCAACACCCAGCCCCGGGCAUGUGUGCCAUCUGACAGCGGCAAACAGGAGCCCCGUCACCUUUCCCUACAAACUGUGGCCAAAAUAACGCUUAUUUCAGGUGUUCAAAACUGUGCAGCUACGUAUUAUAUAUAUAAUGACACGUGCAGAUAUACACUAUAUGCUCGCACACGCACUCUAUACAUCUGUAACAUACGGUGAGCCCAAGCACCACGCGUACACAGCCCCUCUGGCCCACAAAGGCCGCUAGCGCAGACGGGGCGGCGGCCUGCGCCAGCCGGCGUAAUCCUCACCGGCGACGCCGCGCCUGCCUGCCGCCGCUCCGAGGGGAGGCCGCCGGGGCCGCCUCUGCCGCCGCAGUCGCGGCUCCCGGCCCGGCCGCUGGCGGCAGUACCGGCGGGCGGCCACCAGGCCGCGGAGCGCCGCCCCCUCGCCUCCCCCGGGGGAGGUCAGGGCGGCGGUAGCGGAAGCUUCUCCCUCCCGGCGCCGCGUCCCGGAACCAGCCGCGCCGCCGCGUCCUGCCGUGUCCCGUGCUGUCCCGUCCCGUCCCCCGCCACCUUCCGCCCCCGCCAGCAGCAUGACAGCGCCCACCGCCGCCUCCCGCAGGUGACACCGCACGGGCCCUUGCGCUUCUGCUGCCCUCCUAUAUGGGCCACCUGCUCUCCAGGGAGGCAAGCAGCCUGAGCCGGGACCGCCGCUGCCGCCGGGGGGGGAAGGUGUCGCCGCGCAGCCGGAGCUGCUUCCUGCGCGGGCCCUGCAUGCUCUGCUUCAUCGUGCACAGCGCCAGCCCGCCCGCCCAGGAGCAGCCCCUGCCCUCCGGGGACCCGCUGCUGCCACCGCCGCCCUACGCCGCCCUCGCCGCCGCCGAGCAGCGCGCCGCCCGCCGCCUUCUCCGCCUUCCGCCCGCCGCCUGGGAGCCGCGGGGCCGCUGCCAGCGCCUCUUCCUCUCGGGCCUGCUGCCCUCGCCGGUGCGGGGCCUCCUGGGGCAGGCCAGGUUGCCCGUCGAGGUCGCCUCCGAGAUGGUGUGCAAGCGCAAGGGGGCCGGCCUGCCCGCCUCUCCACCCUGCAAGCAACCGCGCUGCGGAGCCGCGGCGGAGUCCGAGGCAGCCGCUUGCCAGUGCCCGGGGCAGCCGCAGCUCUGUGCCCUGCCCGCCGCCGACUGCUGCGCGGCAGGCGGUGGGAGCGCGCCGGGCCGCGGCGCCGCCGGGGACAGCGGCGGCGGGGGGCAGCCUGCCUCGCCGCCGCCGCCGCCCCCCGCGCCGGAGGAAGGCGAGAAAGAGAAGGAGAGGGGCGGCGAGGCGGGCUGCGAGCUGCCGCUGGAGCCCCCCUGCGACUGUUGCCGAGAGCCGCUGCCGCCGCCGGCCCCGGACAUCAACCAGCUGCCGCCCUCUAUCCUCCUUAAGAUAUUUUCCAGUUUAUCCCUGAAUGAGCGUUGCCUUUCAGCAUCAUUAGUCUGUAAAUACUGGCGGGACCUGUGUUUAGAUUUUCAGUUUUGGAAACAACUGGAUCUCAGUAGUCGUCAACAGGUCACUGAUGAGCUGUUGGAGAAGAUAGCAUCAAGAAGCCAGAAUAUUACUGAAAUCAAUAUUUCUGACUGUCGCAAUGUGUCUGAUAGAGGAGUAUGCAUAUUAGCAAUUAAAUGUCCUGGACUCCUAAGGUAUACGGCCUACAGAUGUAAACAGCUUUCUGACACCUCUAUUAUUGCAGUUGCCUCUCAGUGUCCUCUCCUUCAGAAAGUGCAUGUAGGCAAUCAAGACAGACUCACUGAUGAAGGCCUAAAGCAGCUGGGUUCAAAAUGCAGAGAAUUGAAAGACAUUCAUUUUGGGCAAUGUUACAAGAUCUCAGAUGAAGGAAUGAUGAUUAUAGCUAAAGGCUGUCUGAAGUUGCAAAGAAUAUACAUGCAAGAAAACAAAUUAGUGACGGAUCAGUCUGUGAAAGCUUUUGCUGAACAUUGCCCUGAGCUACAGUAUGUUGGGUUUAUGGGCUGCUCUGUUACAUCAAAAGGAGUCAUUCACCUCACUAAUCUAAGAAAUCUUUCCAGUUUGGACCUACGUCAUAUCACAGAACUGGACAAUGAAACAGUGAUGGAAAUAGUAAAGAGAUGCAAAAACCUUAAUUCCCUCAAUCUGUGUCUGAACUGGAUCAUUAAUGACAGAUGUGUGGAGGUGAUUGCCAAAGAAGGCCAGAACCUGAGGGAGCUGUAUUUAGUGUCCUGUAAGAUCACUGACUAUGCUCUGAUAGCCAUUGGACGAUACAGCACAACAAUAGAGACAGUGGAUGUUGGAUGGUGCAAAGAAAUCACAGACUAUGGAGCCACGCAAAUUGCACAAAGCAGCAAGUCUCUCAGAUAUUUAGGGCUGAUGAGAUGCGAUCAGGUGAAUGAAGCCACAGUGGAGCAGCUAGUGCAGCAGUAUCCACAUAUAACCUUCAGUACCGUACUACAGGAUUGCAAGAGGACAUUGGAACGGGCUUACCAAAUGGGCUGGACACCCAAUAUGUCUACUGCCUCUUAACCUCCUAUACCUACAUGACAGUUCCACUCUGCUGCAUUCAGUAGAUCUAAUGGGGAUUGCAGAGGGUUCACAACCUUUCAUAUGAUGCAAUAUAAUUGUGAGUUUACAGAGAUUACAGUAAAAUGGCAAAAGCUGUACACUGACUUUAAGUACUGUACAACUAAAUACCAAUAUUAAAGCAAAACUUUAGAAAUGCAUUAUGGUUUUGUUUGCAUAAAAGAUAUAAAAGCCUCUGGCAGAUUUCUUGAAGUGGUUUCUUACUAGUUCUCUGGAUAGUUUGAGUUAUAGAAGAUGUUAAGCUUGUUUUCCUCUGUUUACAUUACUUCAUCUUGGUAUGUGUAUUUGCUUUGAUUUGUAAAUGGUAACUCAGUGCUAGCACUCAUGCAGUUCAUCAGACAGGCUUGAAACUGGGAGCUGAACUUGAUGCUUAUUAUUUACUGAAGCUACCCCAGGAGAUUUAAGAUGCACAGUAAUAAGAAAAUGUACAAAGAAUUGUGAUUUUCUUAUAAACAUUUUGAUAAUUAUACAAAUCAUUCUUCUAAACAGAAGUCUUAGUAAAUGGUGGUAAUGACAGAAUGGAUAUUUACUGCACAAUCUUACUUCCUUUCUGUCUAUCACUUCACCAAAUUGAUAUCUUCUUUCAUUUUGUUUUGUUUAAAAUAGGAGAUGCUGUAGAGAUUUCCAAAUCUUUCCAUCUUGUAAUUUUUAUAGUGAGUUGAGUGCUUAACACUGAUAACCAGUUCCCACUUUAUAAAGUCAAACAGUAAUUGAAUACACCAUCAAAAAUAAGUUAACCGACAAUGUUUAAAUACCUGAGUGAAAAAAUUUUUUUUCUUUUUUUCUUUUUUUUUUUUUUAGUGAACUUGUCUGCUCUGACUAUGCUGUUAUAUUGUUCAGUUGGGAAAUUCAGAUGAGUGGGUGUAAGCCAAUAACAGGAUUCCUCUCAUUUCCUGUGUGGUUGUACUUUUACAGCAGAUCUUACAAUUCAGAGAGCAGUUACCUCGAGAAGGCCAUCUAAACAUGAGUCCCAUUGUGGGUAUCACUUUGUAGGAUCAGAUGCUUCGUAAUGCAGUGUAUGCAAGAAAGUACUCAGAAUAAAUACAUAAAACAAUUAAUUUUCUGUGUGUCACAUUGCAUUUUAAGGAGUUAAAUUUGACCAGGGGAUACUGACAGUACAGACAUUGUGGCUUCAAUUUGAAGUUGCACUAACCUUUAGAGUAUUACCAUUUGGUUAAGAAUGUUUUCAGGUGUGUAACACUGGAUAUUUGUUUUUAAAAGGUUACAGCAUUUUGAUCCAAGGUAUGAAAUACAUAAGCUUCAGCUUGAGAGUUGCCAUUAUUGUCAAAAUGUUUUGCUAAUCCAAAAAAUCUAAUGCAGCAUAACCUAGAAGCUUAUUUAGUAUGACUGUAUAACUCUCUGUAAAACUGUUUGUUGAUUUCCAUAGCAUAAUUUUUUACAACAGAAACAUCAGUUCACAGUUAUUCCAGUGAGGUUGUUGAAUGUUUUCUUAUUAGACUUUAAAAAUGGGGAUGAAAUAACUUCUCUGGAAAAAAUAUAUGGUAAAGUUUUUAGCUUAAGUAAGUGGUACUUACGUGUGAACAUGUGUAAUGCUAGGCUUUUUAUUUACUCAUAUUUACUAUAUUUUAUUUACUCAUAUAUUACUAUAUUCUGAAAAUAUUUACUAUAUUUUCAGAAUAAAGCCAGUUGAUUAUAUUGCAGAUAUAGUACAGAAUCUUAGUCAUUUCUCAUUUAAUGUCUUUCUAUGAGUGCAUUAAAACUAUUCACACAAUUUGUAAGUUUCUAUUUUUUCGUGAAACCUUUGAUCUUGCAAUAGGUUUAAAUAAAAGAAAAAAGAAAUA
Molecule: messenger RNA, 5198 nt
Organism: Falco peregrinus (peregrine falcon)
Lineage: Eukaryota; Metazoa; Chordata; Aves; Falconiformes; Falconidae
Gene: FBXL17
Product: F-box and leucine rich repeat protein 17
Exons: 9
Coding region: 1474-3339 (621 amino acids)
Biological process (GO): entrainment of circadian clock by photoperiod; regulation of cell cycle; G2/M transition of mitotic cell cycle
Cellular component (GO): cytosol; nucleus; SCF ubiquitin ligase complex
Molecular function (GO): protein binding
Source: RefSeq, a predicted model, not a curated record